UCGGCAUCAUCAUCAUCAUCAGUUUGCUGAACCGCCGGGGCCUUGACCAUGCAAAAGGCGCCUGCGGGGUCCCGGUCCAUCAAGGGAACCGAGAUCGUCGAGUUAGGUGCAGCAGAGCCGACAACCUUCCUCGGCCCACAGGAUAACCCCACUCGAUUGGAAGUGUUCAGAUGGCGCGUCGAGGAAUUCCUCAACCAGGGGCACAUGAUGCUGCUUAUUCUGCGGAACCACGUCCAUAACUCCUACCCGCAGUUCUCUCGGGAGUUCGAGCAUGCCCUUCUAUGCUACGGCAUGCUUCAGGUAGAGAUGACCGACUACUUCACUGCAAUCAACAACUACAAUGCCAACACGUUCGUUCAGAAAGACUUGAAAUGGUGGCUCGACACUCUGUUCACUCGGGUUGCGAUGGUCCUGUUUGCUGUCUUGGACAAGAUUGAAGUUCAGGCACUCGACUACUUUGUCAACAAGGAUCUCCUCAAGCAACUCUUCAGGCAUCUACAAUGGGACAACAUUCUUUUCAAUUGGAGGAUUGCGUACGAAGUAUCACCCUUCUCCAUCACAACAUUUCCAUAGGGACACCGCUUGGACCAUGAAUCGAGUUAUCUUUUUUUGUUUUAUGGAAGAAAAUAGUAACGUGCUUGACAUGUGUUCCUUGAUGAAUUUAAUGUGAAAGCUAAAUCAGUCGGUAUUCACGAAUAAAUGUGAGUGAACUGCG
This is a messenger RNA of Ornithodoros turicata, 715 nucleotides long. RefSeq lists its product as uncharacterized. Lineage: Eukaryota; Metazoa; Arthropoda; Arachnida; Ixodida; Argasidae. The coding region runs from base 49 to 573 and encodes 174 amino acids. The record is from RefSeq and is a predicted model, not a curated record. The transcript is spliced from 2 exons.